AUGCACAUUUAUUCCUCUUUCUUCCUCUUGAAAAAAACAGGCUUUAAAGUGUUCUGUGACGUGGCAGAGGGCAAGGUGGACACCAUCACCUGGAAAAAGGAUGGGCAGCCCCUUCCUGCAGAGAGAGGAUCCCACCUCUCCGGCAGCCUCAGCGUGUUGUCCCUGAGAUCGGCCAAGAAGUCGGACUGUGGCUCCUACUCCUGCAACGCCAGCAACAGGAUAAGCUGGCAAGAAACCUCUCUGAACAUCACCAUCGCAGGUCUCUCCCCUGCCUUGCAGGACGUGCUGAGGCUCGCAGUGGUCGCCGUGGUCUUCGCUGCCACCUCGGGAUGGGGAUUGAUUUUUCCCGUCUGCCAGUCUGAAAAGCUCCGAAUACGGGGGGAGCUGUGGAGGUGGCUCAGUGCCUACACCUGCGGGCUGGUGUGCGUCGCCUCCAUCCUCACCAGCACCGCCGGGAUCCUCUGGAUGCGAGAGGAAGGCCCUUCUGUUGCCAUCAUCCUGCCCCAGAUUGCCCUCGCAUACGCCAUCGUGGUGAACUUCCUGGUCUCUGCCACCGUGACCUUCCAGCCUGCAAAGUUCACCCAAUUCAAAAGCAGAACGGCACAGCAGACCUUGGGCUACGCCGCUCCCGGAGGGGUGGUUUCGGUGGUGCUGACGACCAGCGUCCUCAUGAAGAACAUCCACCAUCGCCACGAAGAAGGAUGCACGGAGCUGGUGGAGGUGACCGCCCUCGUGGUCAGCACGGCGGCCGUCUCGGCCCUCCCACUCCUCGCCAUCUUCCUCUGCUACCACACGACCCAGGGAUGGCAGAAGGAACGUGACUCCAGCUCCGUGGACAAGGAGAGGUCCUUCGAAAUGUCCCAGCUGGCCAGCAGGGACUCUUUCUCCACCCGUUAGAGGUUGUUCCUCCCUCAGCUGAGCCAACCCGACCUUUCUCCCAGGUUUGGUGGGUUCAGGGCUCUCGGUUCCCGUGGGGUUGACCCUCUGCAAAGUCUGUAAUAAACGGCAGUGAAAUGAACCCAUUUCUGCCUUUUUUCUUAAACAGAGAACCGGGGGAGGCCCAAUGCACAUUUAUUCCUCUUUCUUCCUCUUGAAAAAAACAGGCUUUAAAGUAAAGA
This is a messenger RNA of Calidris pugnax (ruff), 1118 nucleotides long. RefSeq lists its product as uncharacterized. The record is from RefSeq and is a predicted model, not a curated record. Lineage: Eukaryota; Metazoa; Chordata; Aves; Charadriiformes; Scolopacidae. Bases 1 to 897 code for a protein of 298 amino acids. The transcript is spliced from 9 exons.